GGCCUCGGAAAAAGUGUUUGGACAGUGCCAUUUGAGAACAUCACCAAGAUCCAACAUAUUUGUAUGCCACUCCAUGUGCGACUCAUAUGUACUUCCAACAUGCUGACAGGAACAGACUAUUUCUCGGAGGACCUUUACCUUGCGGCGCUACCAGCAAUCAAAAUCUCAAUGCUUUUGACAUAUCUCAGGAUCUUCGCCGGCAAAAGCUUUCGGCAGAUCGUGUAUGUCCUGAUCGGACUGAACAUUGCGUACAGCAUCGCUUUCAUUCUCAUCUCCGUGUUUCAAUGCGAGCCGAUCAGUCUUGCAUGGCACGGCUGGGACAAAGAGCACGAGGGCCGAUGUAACAACAUCAAUGCCCAGUCAUGGGCGGCUGCUGGGAUCAACAUUGCGCUUGAUGUCGCGGUGGUCUCCUUGCCGUUGCCACAGCUCUGGCGAAUGCAGCUCAACCCUCGGAAGAAAUUCCUGGUCAUGAUCAUGUUCUCCAUGGGAUUUUUCGUCACAAUCGUUUCUGUGAUACGUUUACAGCAACUUCUUGAGUUCGGAGAGGAUGAUAACAUGACGUAUCAUUAUGCCUCGAUCGGCUUAUGGUCCACCGUUGAGAUGCACGCUUCGGUCAUCUGCGCCUGCAUGCCCGCAAUCAGGAAUUUACUCCGGCGCUUCUCACCCAGGCUGAUGGGCGCAUCGACAGUAGGACUGGACGAGACACGG
Molecule: messenger RNA, 708 nt
Organism: Zymoseptoria tritici IPO323
Lineage: Eukaryota; Fungi; Ascomycota; Dothideomycetes; Mycosphaerellales; Mycosphaerellaceae
Exons: 4
Source: RefSeq, a predicted model, not a curated record